Molecule: messenger RNA, 390 nt
Organism: Echinostoma caproni
Lineage: Eukaryota; Metazoa; Platyhelminthes; Trematoda; Plagiorchiida; Echinostomatidae
Source: the annotation of a GenBank genome assembly
AUGUACUGUCGGGAGUCCAUAGAUUCGCGGUACUGUAUUGUCCUCCGGUUCCGUGCAUCUGUAUUUAUUCGCCGUGAUGAAGUUAUUCCUUUUCAAAUUGCUCAGUACUUUACCGAUCUUGCUUUCGGUCUUCUUCGUUGGCUUCACUUCAAUCCGUCAGUACGCAUUUUGUAUGUCCGAAAUUUGAUGCUACACACAACCGAGGAGGCGUUGAAAGAGCAUUUCAAUCGAGCAAUCGGUGCGUGUGAUGCGGUGGAACGAGUGAAAAAAAUACGGGAUUAUGCUUUUGUGCAUUUUCGGGAUCGGAUUCAGGCAGCUGCAGCGUUACAUCAACUGGACGGUAAGAUGUACCUUACUUUCGGCGGGGCGGAGGGGACAGGGACCGGUUAG